AUGUUUGUGAACCGACCACGCAUUGGACAUAUUGCAAGACCAUUCUUACGACGACAUGUGUCUACCAAACCAGAGCAAUUCUUGCAGACCGUUGUGCUGAGCAAUGGCGCCACCUUCACCGUUCGAACAACAUCUCCCAAAGCACAAAUUAUCCUCUCCAAGGACACCCGCAACCAUCCAUUAUGGAACCCUGCCAUGUUGAAGGAAGGCGUACGCGAUGAAAGUGAACAACUCUCCAAAUUCCAGAAACGUUUCGGCGCUGAUUCCAACCUCGGUGAUCUGUCAUGGAUUGAAAGUGAUAUGGAGAUGUCUACAGCUAUGAAGAAAGCUGCAGCUAGUGGUGGAUAUAAGAAACCUGCACCUGAAAAAAAGAAGGGAAGAGGCAAGAAAUAA
Molecule: messenger RNA, 393 nt
Organism: Lichtheimia ornata
Lineage: Eukaryota; Fungi; Mucoromycota; Mucoromycetes; Mucorales; Lichtheimiaceae
Exons: 1
Coding region: 1-393 (130 amino acids)
Biological process (GO): mitochondrial translation
Cellular component (GO): mitochondrial large ribosomal subunit
Molecular function (GO): structural constituent of ribosome
Source: RefSeq, a predicted model, not a curated record